Annulohypoxylon maeteangense is the source of this 1058-nucleotide messenger RNA. RefSeq lists its product as uncharacterized. Gene Ontology annotation, molecular function: oxidoreductase activity. The coding region runs from base 97 to 987 and encodes 296 amino acids. The record is from RefSeq and is a predicted model, not a curated record. Lineage: Eukaryota; Fungi; Ascomycota; Sordariomycetes; Xylariales; Hypoxylaceae. The transcript is spliced from 2 exons.
CUACUAGUAGGUCAUUCCCACUCUCCAUCAAUCUCCUUCACAAUACCAGCAUCAGGAUCAGACAAUUCAAGCCUUCGCCCUCAUUCGACUAUCAGCAUGUCGUCUCUUCGAUUAUUUCGAGGUGGUUUGCGUUCGACUCUAGGUCAAACUCUGCGACGCUCUCUGAGCAGCCUGCCUAGCGUUCGCUGCAACGCUAUCGCAGACGCCCAGCGUUCUCAACAUGUACAGCGAAUUGACAGCUUGCUAAAGGAAGGGGGGAUCUUGAAGAUCAGCCUUGGGUUUGAGGACGAUGAUAGUGUGUAUCUGAAGAACCUCCUCCUGAGCCUGCACAGAGACCACGGCCAUGGGCUCCCCAUCACCCACAGCGCCUCGCGCGGCUGGUUUUGGGACGUCCGCCCGCUGGAGGGGGCUGGGGAUGGCACGAGUGACUCGGUCGUUACUACUGCCCGCUCUGAGACAAUGAACAACUUCCCCUGGCACACGGAUUGCAGCUACGAGAUAUCGCCACCCCGCUACUUUGGGCUGCAGGUGUUACGUGCCGACCAGUGCGGUGGGGGCACGCUCUCGGUCCUGGAUGCAAAUUUGCUACUAUCCGUCUUGUCCCCAGCAAUAGUGGAAUCGUUAUGCAGGCACGAGUUCCGGAUUACCGUUCCACCUGAGUUCAUCAAAUACGAAAACCAAAGCGAAAUCACCGGCAGCGUGCUGCGUGUGGACGAGGCCGGGGCCAAGGUGCAGUUGAGAUUCCGUCAAGACAUCAUGCACGCCUCCACGGCGAGAGGGGAGGCCGCGCUUAAGGAGCUUCAGAAGGCCUUGUCUAGCUCGAGAAUCAGAAGUCAAGUUUUGGAUCUAACACCCGAUACCUUACCGCGAGGCUCCAUUGUCUUGAUAGACAACAGACGUUGGCUCCAUGCUCGGAACCAUGUACGGGACCCGAAUCGUCACCUUCGGCGUGUACGGUGGGAUGCGCAACCCUUUAACGCCAUGUAGCUAUAUUCACGUUUCCUUUCUAUCUCACUACUGAAGAAAAAAAGGGGGUCUUCACAAAAAAAAAGACGUGG